Messenger RNA from Xylaria bambusicola, 1956 nucleotides. RefSeq lists its product as uncharacterized. NCBI's taxonomy places the organism in Eukaryota, Fungi, Ascomycota, Sordariomycetes, Xylariales, Xylariaceae. The transcript is spliced from 4 exons. The record is from RefSeq and is a predicted model, not a curated record. Bases 1 to 1956 code for a protein of 651 amino acids.
AUGGCAGACGACCGCAUCGACCAUCUAAUCCAGGCCUGCGACGACCCCGCAAGUCAUUACCCCGCGAGACUUCAGCAUACCCAGCUUUUACCACACUCCUUGCAACAAUAUUUAGAACAGCUUGACGAAAGAGAGUCGCGGGUCUUUUCAAAGAGCACUGAUGAUUGGGAUAUUCAAUUCUGGGAUUGUUUCGAUGGGCAGAAUGAGUUCUUCCCGUCACCGUAUGAUUGUGACUCUACGGAAUCUACCAGAGCGUAUUUGUUGAAGAGUCCCCAUCAUGAUCCGCAAUGUCGACAUGUCUUCAUCGAUGCGGAUAAUUCUUGGCAACCGCUUAAUUGUUCACGAGAGAUGGUCACGCUACUCUUCACUUUCCACCAAGUGAUGCCUCAAUUUUUGGACAUUGUUCUCUCUUUCGGAACUGUCGCCGGACGCAGCAUUCCAACGGCGUUCCAUCGUUGCGUUUUUCGCUACGAGAAUUUCACAGGCCUAAAUCUUCGGCGUUUUGAUAUUCCACAGCUAGGUCGCUCAGGGCACGAAAUUCGCCUUUGUUAUAACCUCUGGUCUGCCGAGAAAGCCAGCAAACGACAAAUCUCCACCCACGAAUGGAACGUUCGUCAAGCUGGUAUAUACCAUUCGUUUGAUAUAGACUCUGGAAGGGCUACUUGGAUUCACAUCAAGACGAAUAGACUUCUACAGGACCGCAUCACAAGGGCGACGGCUUAUGCUGAGCGGUUGCAGGCUACGGCCAUACAGACUGUGGAAGGCUCGUUUUCGGCUACUCUUCUUACACAUCUCAUCAUGAUUGAAUGGUGCGGUGAGAAUUGGUCGCAGUAUCUGGGUUACUGGGAGUGCCGAGUGAAGAAUGUGCUGACCAAAGUCAAGAUGGCCCCAAUCGGAAAAGUCGAAAAGUGUCUCAUGGAUGACCUCUCCAAACCUCCUCAAGCGCUAGGUCCUAAUUCACGACAGGCCUCUUUUCGAGUUCAAAGUAGGAGAGGGACAAUGGUCAGUGGCAAGUCGUCUCGCGUAACUUCUAGAAGGAACACGAUGGCAAGAAGUAAUUCUAUCCCACUCGUCGAUCUUUCAUCUCGCGUACAGUCCAUUUUAACAGGGAAGAAGGCGACAGUACAAUCUACGCGUAUGAUUGAUGAACCAGUAGAGGUUGAAGAAGACCCCAUCGAGAUAUUCGAUGAUUUCAAGUUUGAGGAUCUCCAGCGCCUCCACUCUUUCAGCACUACGCUUCAAGAGGCAGACAUGAUUCUAAGACUAAACAUUGAUAUUCUUCGCGAAAUAGUUGAUUACUAUAAAAGCUGGAUUGAAGAUUCAGAAACACCUGAGCAGAUAAAGAGAGGUUGUCGCUUAGAUAUGAGCCACUUCUUUCAGAGAACAAACCGCAUCAUACGGGAGAUGAGCACAGAAAGAACACGCAUCUCUACCCUCAUAGUUCUCCUGGAGGACGGAAAAGCUAUAUUUGAUGCGAUCACCCAAUUGCGCAACAUCGAGUUAAACCGACGUGCUUCUAAAAGAGUGGAAGAAAUGACUGAAGACAUGCACGAGUUAACAAUUCGAACCAAGAAGGACACAUCAUCAAUGCACUUUAUCACGUUCGUGACGCUGGUGUUCCUGCCAGGAACGUUCGUUGCCGUAAGAUAUGCGCUGCCGACGCUCUGGGGUUUUUUCAGCUUACGUCUGACGACUAAUGACCAGACAUUCCUCGGCGCCGGCUUCUAUCAAUGGCCGCAACCAUCGGAUGGGGAUGCACCGGCGGUAUCCCCAGACUUUCGGCCCAAGUAUUUCUUUCUGUUCCUCGAGAUCAGUCUAGGGUUAACUCUUGCAACGGUGCUUCUAUGGUGGGGCAAGACCUCGUUGCUACCCCGGGUCAUGGAUCAGUAUAGAGCGAUGAGGCGCAUAAGGAAACAGGAAGACAAGGAGGCCCUGGUUGGCAGCCAUUCUGCAUAG